Rana temporaria (common frog) is the source of this 5535-nucleotide messenger RNA. It is a transcript of the gene RSF1, whose product is annotated as remodeling and spacing factor 1. Gene Ontology annotation, cellular component: RSF complex. The record is from RefSeq and is a predicted model, not a curated record. The transcript has 16 exons. Lineage: Eukaryota; Metazoa; Chordata; Amphibia; Anura; Ranidae. Gene Ontology annotation, biological process: regulation of DNA-templated transcription. The coding region runs from base 173 to 4915 and encodes 1580 amino acids.
CGUGCCCGGUGCAUUGUGGGACAUGGUGGGCUCCAGUCAGGAGGCGGUGUAGAUCGCCACCGGAGAAAUUUCGGCCUUUUCUUAUUCCUCACACCGAACCGCGGUCCUCCUUCCACCCCCGUGCCCGACUACCCCUUCCUGCGCGCCCCCGGACACCGAGCCUGUGUCUGCUAUGGAGGGGGAGCGCGCACCCUCCUCCCCGCGGGACCGCGCUCCGCCUCCAAACUCCAAGAUGGCGGAGGCUGGAGAGGAGGCUCCGGCUUCCCCGGUGCUCGGUCCUGCGGGGCCCGGGAAAGCGGGAUCGUUUCCGGACUACGCCGUCCUCUGCUCCUUCAUGGAGAGGUACGGAGCCGCCCUGGACCUGCCCGAGAUCACCUUCCCCGAGCUGGAGGAGGCCCUGGAGGAGACCAAAGCAGUGUCCAGAGUCCUGGUGGAACUUCAUCUGAAAUUGAUGCGGAAGAUCGGGAAAUCCGUCACUUUUGACAGAUGGGAGAAAUAUCUGAUCAAGAUCUGUCAGGACUAUAACAGUACCUGGGCCUGGGAGAUGGAGAAGAAAGGAUACCUGGAGAUGAGUGUGGAGUGUAAAGUGGGUCUGCUGAAGCACUUAUGUGAGUGUCAGUUUGACGACAAUCUGAAGUUUAAGAAUGCCAUUAAUGAAGAGGAUGCCGAUUUAAUGCGCAUCCAACCAAUCGGAAAAGAUAAAGACGGCUUAAUGUACUGGUACCAGCUGGAUCAGGACCACAAUGUCCGAAUUUACAUCGAAGAACAGGAUGACCAAGACGGAUCUACGUGGAAAUGCAUAGUCAGGACCAGGAAUGAGCUGGCAGAAACUUUGGAACUUUUAAAAGCACAAAUAGACCCAGCUUUACUGAAGAAAUCUGAGCCACAGGAUAGUUCAUCUCAAGAAUGCCCAAAUCCAGAGGACGAGGAACUGAAAAAAGAAGAGAGCGGAGAGAAGUUGGAAGAGGACACAAAAGAAGGAAUCAAAGAGAAGCUAGACGCAGCAGAUGAUACCACAAGCUCUUGUCCAACAGAAAAUGGUAACACUUGUAAGCCUGGUGAUAAGGAACCCCUAAAAACAAUCAGUGAAAUAAAAACAGAACCACCUGAUAUGGAGGAGGGUCAAAAGGCUACCAAAGAAGAAAGCGACUCCUUCAAGGAGAACGUAAAGCCUGUGAAGGUUGAUCUAAAAAAUAAGGCAGAACCUAAAGACUUGAAGGAAUUAAAAGGGACUGCCGAAAAGAUCCCUCCGACACAGGAGCCCGAGCACUCAGAAAUAUCCGUUAUUGUCAAGCGCACUGAAGAUCAUGUUGAAAAAUCCGUUGAGGAUUCUGAGAAAAUGAAGAACGACCAACAGGCCAAGAUCCCCUUGAAAAAACGUGAACUCAAGCUCACUGACGACUUUGACGGACCAGUUAAAACGUCGCUGUGCAAGUCCAAGACCCCUACAAAAGAGCUACUUCAGAAGGAGGAAGAGAAACUCGAUGACGAUGGCACAAAGACGUCUGCUGCUCCUGCAACGGUUUCUGAAGGGAAGCAGUUGGUGAACGGGGAAAUUAACGGGGACAAAUCACACAAAGCGAAGGUGGAGAACAGUAACGCCACCCCAAGAGAAUCCAUCAUCAGCACAACAAAGGAAGAGAAUGGUGUAGUCGAGAAGAGAACUUCCAGUGUCAUCAAAAGUUUGCAUGAACUUAAAGAAAACAGCAGACCUAGAAUCCCUGAGAAUUUGGAAAAAAGCGCAAAAGACCUCAACAAAGACAUUAUUAUUCCUUCAUCGGAGGAAACUUCUCCAAAGACCUCCUCAAAAGAAGAUGCAUCUGUGUCUGAAACGCACAAAGCCAAGGUGGACUCCAAAGGAGAAGAGAAAAAAGAAUUGCUGUCUUCUGUUGAGAAGGAAAAGACAGCCAAGACUAAGAAAGACUGCAAAAUUGACACCAAUGAUUCAGAGUCUGUAAAGGAGACUGAGAUCCCGAAGAAACCUGCCAUAGUAGCCACUUCAGACAUCCCAGAUGAUGAGAAAUUAUCCGAGGCCGAGAAAACUGAGCUGUGUGCAUCUGAAGACAAGAAACCGUGCGACUCUGAAAAACCAGAUGCAGAAGAUAUUAUUGAGGAGCCUAAAUCCAAGACAAGAGAUACAAGAAAGAAAGCAAGCGGAACUGCAAAAUCAAAACUGGCCGCAUCCAGAAGAGCAUCUGCCGCGGCAAAGAAUUCUAUGUUGAGCAAAGAGAAGUCCACAGAAAGUAACAAAGAAGAUGAGGGAAAAUGUGAGCCGGUGUCUUCUGAUAAAGCUGAGGAAAAGGCGAAACAAGAAGAGGAAAAGGCGAAACAAGAAGAGGCAAAGGCGAAACAAGAAGAGGCAAAGGCGAAACAAGAAGAGGCAAAGGCGAAACAAGAAGAGGCAAAGGCGAAACAAGAAGAAGCAAAGGCGAAACAAGAAGAAGCAAAGGCGAAACAAGAAGAAGCAAAGGCGAAACGAGUAAGGAAGCCUCCCGAAACGGAAAAGAAAACAUUCAGCUUAAGGAGCACACGGAGGGAAAAACCAGCUGCAAAGGAAAUCGAUCACUCCAAUGAAACUUCCGAGUCUAAAGAGCCGGAGGUAAAAAAGGACGGUAAGGACAAAAUGUCAGAAAAGCCCAGUUUAGUUUCCAGAAAUAAACAUAGGCUAGAGCCCUUGGCAGAGGAGGACAACAGUGGAUCGGAGAGCAAAGAGAUGACAUCCGAGAGGCAAAAAGAUGGCCUCAAAUUGACAAUCCGCAUCUCCAACAAGAAGAGGAGGUCGGAACUGCCUGUGGAGCUGGCCGCAGAUGAAGCAGAGGAUGCUGAGAACGAGGACUGUAUUGGGAGGAGGCUGAGACGAUCUCCCAGGAUCUCAAGACCCGCCACAAAGACAGAGGUCAAAGAACGCAAGCCUGAGAAAAAGCAAAGCGAUGAUGAGGAGGCGAAGCCUGCACCUGCAAAACCAGCCCGCGAGGAGAAGAAAGUCGAGAAGGAGCCGAGCCAGAAAGUAAAACAGAAGCCAAAACAAAAACGAAGGGCACGGUGGACCAACACAAGAUCACGGCGCAAACUUAAAUCCUCCAGUGAGGACGAGUCUGAGGAGUCGGACAGCGAGGAAGAGUCGGAGGAGGACUCGGAAAAUGAGGGAAAAAAAGAGGCGGUUCCUGGGGAAGACGAAGAACCCUGCAAGAAGUGUGGACUUCCCAACCACCCUGAGCUGAUUUUGUUGUGCGAUUCGUGUGAUAGCGGUUACCAUACGGCGUGUCUCCGCCCACCGCUCAUGUUGAUCCCGGAUGGAGAAUGGUAUUGUCCUCCUUGCCAACAUAAAUUACUGUGUGAAAAACUGGAUGAGCAAUUACAGAAUUUAGACGUGGUACUAAAGAAGAAAGAACGGGCAGAGAGAAGGAAGGAGCGUUUGGUUUACGUUGGAAUCAGUAUUGAAAACAUCAUUCCUACACAAGAUACAGAAGAGGUCCCAGAAAUUAUAGAAAAAGAAGAAAAAAAGAAGAAAAAGUCUAAACCAUUGGAAAGGCGGUCAACAAGGACCAGGAAAUUCAUCAGUUACAGGUUUGAUGAAUUUGAUGAGGCGAUCGAUGAAGCAAUAGAAGAGGACAUCAGGGAUGCUGAUGGAGGAGGAGGUGGAGGUGGCCAUGGAAAAGACAUGUCUAAUAUCAUCGGUCAUCGCGGCAAAGACAUAUCCACCAUUUUGGCGAGUGAAAGGACGGAAAAGACAGAAGGAACAGAAGUAACAGAAGGGACAGAAGUAACAGAAGGGACAGAAGGAACAGAAGGGACCGAAGCAAAACGGCCGCAAAGAGUUGUCGCACGUCGCAAGAAACGUCGGCGACUUAACGAUCUGGACAGUGACAGCAACCUUGAUGAAGACGAGAGUGAAGAUGAAUUCCGGAUCAGUGAAGGUUCCCAGGAAGAUUUUGUCGUCUCUGAGGAAAACGUAGAAAGCGAUGAGGACCAGCAGUCCAAUGACAGCGACUUCGGCACAAGGCGGCCUCGGAGGCACUACCAGCGGCCAGUGAGGAAAAGCACGCGGCUGAGGAAGCGUGUAAGAAGGUAUUCGGAUGAUGACGACGACGAUGAUGAUGACGACUCUGAUGAGGAGCGCCGGGAGUCAGAGACUGACAACAGCAGUGCUUACAGUGAUGACUACCUGGAAACCAGGAGGAGGCGAUCACGGAGAAAUCAGAAGAGGCAAGUCAACUACAGAGAAGAAUCCGAGAGCGAUGGAUCACAGAGAAGAGCUCGCCUUGCACGAGGGAAGGAGAUGGGACGAGGGAAGGAGAUGAGACGAGUACUUAAACGUCGAUUCUCCAGCUCUGAAAGCAACGCAAGCGCCAAGUCUGGAGAUUCCGAAGAUGAAAAACCUAGAGGUCUCAAAAAGAACUUGCUGAGAAAACGCAUCCGAAGUUCAAACGACGAGCUGUCGGAGGAAGAGACCGAGAAACCUAUCCGAAAGCGUCUGAACCGCAUCGAGACGGACGACGAGGACGAAGAAGCCGACGUAAAGCCCGUGGACAGCAGCGACAAGCCUCCCGAGGAGGAAAAGCCACCUGCCACGAGCACCGUCCCGGAAAACACUAAGAAGCCUUGUUAUCGGCUAGAGAGCGACGAGGACGAGGACUUUGAAAAUGUUUCGAAAGACGGGAGCCCUCUGGACUACAGCUUGGUGGAUUUGCCUUCCGCUAAUGGACAAAGCCCUGGCAAAACUAUCGAAACUUUAAUCGGUAAACCAAGCGAAAAGAGUCAGACUUCUUCUAAGGAGGCUACGGCCGCCGCCGUUAGCCAGGCUCCCAACGGGACUGGGGGCGGGCCGGAGGCGGCCGUUCCGGAGGAGGACGAGGAUGAACUCUUGAGAGUAACUGACCUUGUGGAUUAUGUCUGUAAUAGCGAACAGUUAUAAAAGAAACACAAAAAAAAAAAAAAAGUCCACCUCUUCCAUAUAUUUUGUGCUAAUUUAUUCCACAGUAGCUCAUACCAGCGGGCCAGUUAUAUGAAAUGCGGUUUUAUUCUCGGGAAAAAAUUAAACCCACUUCACUUUGGAUUUUAUCUUUUUCUAGAAGCGAACGUUUGACCAGUCCUGCAGUCUUUCUGUGAAGUGACAACGUUUUUGAACUCUCAAAUAAUAUCUGUACAUUUUUAAAGAAAAAAAAAAAAAAAGAAAGAAAAAAAGAAAUCAUGUCUCUCAUUUUGCAUUUGUGGUCAUGGGGUAAUUUCACUGACUGAAACCAUGUUCAUUAAUAUGAGAAUCAACGACAAACUAUUCGGGAAGGUUCUUCGGGAAGUUUGUGAAUAGGGGUGGGGCCGGUGCAAAAUGCAUUCCAGAUAUUCCCCAAAAAGAAAUGAUUUUUUGUUUUUAGGGAGCUGAAUCCAAGCAGAAUACAAAUGGGAGAAGGGAGGGAAGAAGCACUUGAUGCUUUUAGCCUUUUUUUUUUUUCAUAUGAGAUAUAUAUUCUAUUUAAAUACUCAGUACUUAGGUUACGAUAAACAGGCAGUUAUAAAUAAAAUUUACCAACUACUUUA